AUGGGAUAUAAGAUAUAUUCUAACUCUGACUUAGUUCAAACAGUAACAUGGGCAAACUAUGAAUGGUUCGCUUUAAGAAACUCAGUACAACCACAAGCUAGAGAACAAACAGACCAGUAUGCAACUAUUGAGAAAAUAAGAAGACUUGACCCUAACGUUCCAGGAGUUUAUGUUAACCUUUCUGGUUCAGAUGGAACUGCUGCCACUAAAGUAAAACUGAAACUUAGAGUUCCUUUGUCAUCUUUCCUCAUCUUCAGGUUUUUAAGAUACUUGCCAAACUGGGCAGGAAAAAUUUCUAUCGAACUUACUCCAAGCAAAAAUAACUUAGUCAUUGCACCAACACAAGACCCAUUCACUCUUACAGACGUAAAGGGAACAAAUAAAACGUCAUUCGCCGAAUUUUGCAAAGACAAAGUUGACUUAGACUUUGGUUUCUCAAACCUCAACACUGAAGUAAACUAUUAUUUCAAUGCUGCUGGAGAUGCUUGGGACCCAGUUAAGUUCACAUGCGAAAAAUUUGAAUGCAAGAGAAUAGAAAGCAGACUUGCAGUCUAUAUGUUGGACCCAGAUAUUUCAAAUGCUUUAGCUGCCAAAUAUAUUGCAGUUCCACUUAUGUUCCCUAUACACCAAAUAUCUGUCAAAGACUUUGCAGGUGAAGUUGGAAACCAAAGUGCUGACCCAGGUGCAAGAACAGAUAUUGCCUUAACAACUGCAAUGAAACAUGCAGAUACUAUGUUUGUUCUUUUCAGACGAACUAUAAAUGACUAUUCUUGUUUCUACAACCCUGGUAUUAAAUAUCAUAUAAACAUAGAUGGCAAAUAUUAUCCAAGAGAAGAAUAUUCUACA
Molecule: messenger RNA, 846 nt
Organism: Trichomonas vaginalis G3
Lineage: Eukaryota; Parabasalia; Trichomonadida; Trichomonadidae
Product: protein of unknown function, DUF4106 family
Exons: 1
Source: RefSeq, a predicted model, not a curated record